Nannospalax galili (Upper Galilee mountains blind mole rat) is the source of this 1767-nucleotide messenger RNA. RefSeq names its product trehalase (gene Treh). The transcript has 15 exons. Gene Ontology annotation, biological process: trehalose catabolic process. NCBI's taxonomy places the organism in Eukaryota, Metazoa, Chordata, Mammalia, Rodentia, Spalacidae. The record is from RefSeq and is a predicted model, not a curated record. Gene Ontology annotation, molecular function: alpha,alpha-trehalase activity. Bases 20 to 1762 code for a protein of 580 amino acids.
AGGCCCAGCCACAGCCACCAUGACCUGGGAGCUGCACCUGCUGCUUCUGCUGGGGCUGGGCCUUGGGUCCCAGGAAGCCCUACCACCACCCUGUGAGAGCCAGAUUUACUGCCAAGGGGAGCUCCUGCACCAAGUUCAGAUGGCCAAGCUCUACCAAGAUGACAAGCAGUUUGUGGACAUGCCACUGACCACAACUCCAGACCAAGUCCUGCAGAGUUUCAGCAAGCUGGCUGUUGCCUACAACUACAGCAUCCCCAGGGAACAGCUGCAGGAGUUUGUCAAGCAGCACUUCCAGGCCAUGGGACAGGAGCUGCAGCCCUGGAUCCCUGAGGACUGGAAAGACAGCCCCCAGUUCCUGCAGAAGAUCUCAGAUGCCAAGCUGCGUGUCUGGGCGGAGCAGCUGCACCAGAUCUGGAAGAAUCUGGGAAAGAAGAUGAAGCCAGAAGUUCUUAGUCACCCUGAAAGGUUCUCUCUGAUCUACUCAAAACACCCCUUCAUUGUGCCUGGUGGCCGUUUUGUUGAAUUCUACUAUUGGGACUCCUACUGGGUCAUGGAGGGUCUGCUUCUCUCAGAGAUGGCCUCAACAGUGAAGGGCAUGCUGCAGAACUUCCUGGACCUGGUGAAUACCUACAGGCAUAUCCCCAAUGGUGGACGUGUAUACUACCUUCAGCGGAGCCAACCCCCACUCCUGACUCUCAUGAUGAACCUAUAUGUGACUCACACCAAGAACAAUACCUUCCUGCAGGAGAAUAUCAAGACCUUAGCCUUGGAAUUGGACUUCUGGACUCUGGAAAGAACUGUCCCUGUGAGAUCAGGGGGAAAGAGCUACAUCCUGAACCGCUAUUAUGUCCCUUAUGGGGGACCCAGGCCAGAGUCCUACAGCAAAGAUGUGGAAGUGGCAGACACCUUGCCAGAAGAGGACCGAGAGACUCUGUGGGCUGAGCUCAAGGCUGGGGCCGAGUCUGGCUGGGACUUCUCUUCACGCUGGUUUGUCGGAGGCCCAAACCCCAACUUGCUCAGUAGCAUCCGAACCAGCAAAAUGGUUCCUGUUGACCUGAAUGCCUUCCUGUGCCAAGCAGAGGAACUGAUGAGUAACUUCUACUCCAAACUGGGGAACGAAACCGAGGCCACAAAGUUCAGAAACCUGCGGGCCCAGCGCUUGGCCGCCAUGGAAGCUAUCUUGUGGGAUGAACAGAAAGGUGCCUGGUUCGAUUAUGACUUGGAAACAGGGAAGAAGAACCUAGAAUUUUACCCAUCCAACCUUACUCCACUCUGGGCUGGCUGUUUCUCUGACCCUAGUGUUGCUGACAAGGCUCUGAAAUACUUGGAGGACAGCAAGAUCUUGACCUAUCAACAUGGAAUUCCAACCUCUCUCCAAAACACAGGCCAACAGUGGGAUUUUCCAAAUGCUUGGGCCCCCCUACAGGACCUGGUCAUCAGAGGCUUGGCCAAGUCAGCUUCCUCCCGGACUCAGGAGGUGGCUUUCCAGCUGGCCCAGAAUUGGAUCAAAACCAACUUUGAUGUCUACUCCGAAAAGUCAGCCAUGUAUGAGAAGUAUGACAUCAGCAAUGGUGGACGUCCAGGUGGUGGAGGGGAGUAUGAAGUUCAGGAAGGAUUUGGCUGGACCAAUGGAGUGGCCCUGAUGCUCCUGGACCGCUAUGGGGACCGGCUAACCUCAGGGACCAAGUUGGCUCUCCUGGGACCUCACUGCCUGGUGGCUGCCCUUUUACUGAGCCUUCUGCCCAGCUUUCUGCCUUGGUGACCACG